CCAGAGGUUACAAAAGGAGGACCUGGUUAGGAAUUAAAAGUCAACACUGGAUUUAUUACGGCACUGAAUCAGCAGCAGGCUGCGGGGAAAUUAGCUGUUUCAGUCAACACAUGAGGUGGCCAUACUGGAAGAGCUGAGGUUUAUCUGACAGCGGAGAAGAGCCUCUGCAUCUCCACAUGACUUUAGGGGAAUAAUCAGUGACAAAGAUGGAGCUUUUAUCAUUCAAAUCCACAUCAGAGCUCCUGUUACUCUGCUGCUGCUUCAGUCUGCUUUUGACUGUAACAGUGAACUCCUCUAGAUUAGAACCUACAACAACAGGAGAACUAACAGAACCUGCUCCUGGAUAUGUAAUAAAUGUAUCAGUGGAGACCCAGAACAGCAGCAGUAUAACUCUGAAGUGGAACAAAGUUAACAACAUCUCAACAUAUAAACUGGAAUAUGAUUCUGGCAUUAAGGAGAUCAAUGAUGCUGCUGGUGAAACAUUUGUACAACAUCUUGUCUCUGAUCUGACUGCUGGGACAGAAUAUAAUUUCACUCUCUUCACUGUGUUGAAUGAACUCAGCAGCUCUGGAUUUAAUUUCUAUGCUGCUACAGCUCCUGACAAUGUAGACAGUGUAUCAGUGGAGACUCAGAGUGUUAACAGUAUAACUCUGAAGUGGAACAAAGUUAAUGACAUCUCAACAUAUAAACUGCAGUAUGAAGAAAAUGGUGGUAAUGUCACUAAGGAGAUCAGUGAUGCUGCUGCAGUUGUACAACAUGUUGUCUCUGAUCUGACUGCUGGGACAGAAUAUAAUUUCAUUCUCUUCACUGUUUUGAAUGAACUCAGCAGCUCUGGAUUUAAUUUCUCUGUUGCUACAGCUCCAGAAAAUGUCAAUAAUGUAUCAGUGGAGACUCAGAGUGUUAACAGUAUAACUCUGCAGUGGAACAAGGUUGAUGGCGUCUCAACAUAUAAACUGGAAUAUGAAGGAAAUGGUGUUUCUGUCAUUAUGGAGAUCAAUAAUACAGAUGCAGUUGUACAACAUGUUGUCUCUAAUCUGACUGCUGGAACAGAAUAUAAUUUAAUUCUCUUCACUGAGGCCAAUGGAGUCAACAGCUCUGGAUUCUCACUUUCUGCUCUUGCAGUUCCUCUGAGUGUGAAGUCGGUUCGUGUUUCGGAGCGUUUAGUGGACAGAGUAACUUUACAGUGGAAGAAUCCAGAUCAAGCCUGGAAAUACAAACUGAGUAUUAACGACACAAACGCAUCUAUAACUCAACAGGAGACGAGAAGAAAUGUUGUGUCAUAUUUAAUCUCCAACCUCAAGCCUGGGACGAUGUAUCAGUUCAGAGUGAUCACAGUGUUCUCUGGACUGAACAGUGCUGCUUUCGUUGGUGACACAGUGACACAGAUCAACUGCAUUGCUGUAUCCUGGAGCGUCACCAACUCAUCGAUCCAGGGAACAGUUGAAGGAUUGUUCUCCAGGGCCACGGCCUCUAAUGGAUCUGAAACUCACGAAAGUCCUGAAGGGAAAAACGUGACAUUUUCCAACCUCCAUCCUGGAGCAACCUAUAACAUUUCUCUACUGUAUGAAACAUCGACUGAACCUUAUCUACAGUGUAGCAUCAAAAUACCCAUCAUUCCUCCUUCUUUAGCUCCUCUCUGCAGCUACUGGGGUUCUGGCUACAGCGCUCUGAUUAAAUGGGACAAACCGGAUGGUGUGUGGACGACAGCUGAACUCAACAUAAACGGAAAAAAUAUCACUUUAACACCAAACCAGAACCGUCUCACUGUGGACGGACUUCAACUGGCCAAAACUUAUAAAGUCUCUGUGAUUUCAAAGCUGGAAACAAAAUCUGAUCCUUUAACAUCUGAACCAUCCAUUUUUUUCUGUUCCACUGAUAACAGAGGAGUCAUUGGAGGAUCUGUGUUCGGUGUUCUGCUUUUUGCUGUUCUCAUCGGUGUCAUUGUGUUUCUUGUUCGUAAAAAGCCAGAUUUUAUCCGCAGACAAACAUCUUUCAUCCUUGAAUCCAAAACAACAGAAAGAAAUAAGAGAACUGUUUCUGCAGCCAAAUUUCCAGACCACUUCCAGCAGCUGAGUUUGGAUGAAAACAGAGGCUUCAGUCAGGAAUACGAGGCUCUCGUUCCUGUUGGCACAGGCCAGACAUGUAAGGCAGCGAUUCUACCAGAAAACAGAGAGAAGAACCGUUUUAACAUCCUGCCUUACGACUGGUGUCGGGUCAAGCUUAACACAUCAGCCCCCAAAGAGACGGGCUAUAUAAAUGCCAGCUACAUACCAGGCUACAACACCAGCAGAGAGUACAUCGCCACGCAGGGUCCUCUGCCCUACACAGUUGUUGAUUUCUGGCGGAUGAUUUGGGAACAAAAAGUGAAGAGAGUUGUCAUGGUAACCAACCACAUCGAAGCAGGACUGACCAAAUGUGCACAAUACUGGCCUGAAGACACGAAUCAGAGUCAGUAUGGAGACGUGUUGGUCUCUGUAACAUCUGAACUGAAGGAACAAAACUGGACACUGAGGCAGUUUACUGUCAAACAGAAAAGAAGCUCAGAGGAACGAUCAGUCAGACAUUUCCACUUCACUGUCUGGCCUGACCGCGGAGUCCCUCAGGGCACAGAGGUUCUGAUCCAGUUCAGAAGGAUUGUGAGGCAGGACAUAGAGCGUGACGGAUCAGAAUCACCAACCGUGGUUCACUGCAGUGAUGGAGUGGGAAGAACAGGAACGUUCAUCGCUCUGGACUUCCUGCUGCAGCAGCUGGAAAAACAACAAGCUGUCGGCAUCAAGGACUUUUUACACAGGAUGAGGCGACAUCGAUCACACAUGGUGCAGACGGAGUCGCAGUACAUCUUCCUGCACCAGUGCAUCAUGGACCGCCUGCAGCCACCCGGCGGCCAGGAUGAACACGUUUAUGAGAACGACGACAUGUUGUACGCAAACUCCAUCCAGCUUCAAGAAAUGAUUUAACACAAAACUAGUUUCAGUCCUGGAAAAACAGUAGAUGAUGGUGAACCAACUGUGGACAGACUGAUAAAAAUAUUGGUAAUAUCGAUACCAAGUCGGUAUUGGUAUUGGAUAGAUGUUAAAAUUGACACUUUGGUUUCAGAUUUUCUGUUGAGAUUUAUUUUAUUUUUGUAUUUUUUUAUUUCUACCUUAAAAGAAGAUGUGAGAUUUGCUCUGAAAUGUUUUUGCACUUUAUUUUUUAUUUUUUCCAGUUUAUUAUGUUGAUGUUAAAGUAUUUUGUAGACGCCUAUCAACUUUUUCCAAAUUCUUUCUUAGCUUUUAACAAAAUAUUUCAAAGAAUAAACUAAAAAACAGGUCAGAAGUUUAUUAAAACAAACUUAAAUAAUAAAAAGUAUCUCUAUCGGUAUCAGAGAUACUGGUUGUGUGUUUACUUGCUAUCAGAUCGAUGCCAAAAUAUGUAGCAUUGCUCACCUCUAGUCAAGAUGUGAUUGUUUUAUACUGAAUGUUUAAUAAAUGUUGUACUGUAAAAAAUAUCUUGUGAAAUUGUACAUUUCCUUCCUUCCAAGUUUAAUAAUUAUGGAGCCAAUUUAGGAAAAUUUCUCUUCAGGUGGCUAAAAAAAGACUUAAAUUUGAUCAAAAAUCUCAAAAUAUUAAUGUAAGAAACGUUACUCAGAACUAGAAAACUCAAUUCAGAGUAAAAGUGAUUUUAUAUUCAUUCAAAUUACCAAGCAAUAAACUUCAGAGUCUCCAAGGGAUAAAAUACAACAAAAAUAUUAUCUUUAACUGGAAAUGUUAUCUUCAACACAAGAACAAUGCUUUAUCUCCUUGACUAGCAUAAAAAAAAAUUAGACAUUUAAUAGAAAAUGUCAGAACAUUUACCAGCUAAUGGAAUAUAAAUAAAACCACAUCAAACCAAAACUCUAACCACGGACUUAAACUCAGUACAGCGUUAGAUUUUACAGGAAAUCAAAACCACACAUAGAAAAUAUUUCAGCGGGGAAGUGGUGCAGCGUUGGGUGUUUGUAGGUUUUAUGCCACUAGUGAGGAGGAAGUGAUUCCAGCUGAGAGGAGGAAGUUCAGGAGCGGGCCCUGGUGGUUGAUGGAUGUAU
Messenger RNA from Gambusia affinis (western mosquitofish), 4063 nucleotides. RefSeq names its product receptor-type tyrosine-protein phosphatase H-like. Gene Ontology annotation, biological process: protein dephosphorylation. The record is from RefSeq and is a predicted model, not a curated record. Gene Ontology annotation, molecular function: protein binding; protein tyrosine phosphatase activity. The transcript is spliced from 19 exons. Lineage: Eukaryota; Metazoa; Chordata; Actinopteri; Cyprinodontiformes; Poeciliidae. Bases 207 to 2957 code for a protein of 916 amino acids.